Musa acuminata subsp. malaccensis (wild Malaysian banana) is the source of this 861-nucleotide messenger RNA. Its product is annotated as guanine nucleotide-binding protein subunit gamma 1. Gene Ontology annotation, biological process: G protein-coupled receptor signaling pathway. NCBI's taxonomy places the organism in Eukaryota, Viridiplantae, Streptophyta, Magnoliopsida, Zingiberales, Musaceae. The record is from RefSeq and is a predicted model, not a curated record.
GGCAUCGAGAAAGAUCGAGGAGAGCUGGCCCUUCACGCAUCGUUCAAAAGCCAAAAGGAGAUCUUUCUAAUAGAUAUUGCUCGAUCCGUCGAUGCCAUGGAGGGAUGUGAAGCCCAAGGGGGAGGCGUAGGAGGAGGAGACACGGUGGACCCUUAGAGAUCCGCUGCUGUCCCUGUUCCUGACCUCGAUUUCUGCGUCCAUUUGGAUUUGUACGACUAGGAACAGGUGCGAUCAGCUAUUUGACGAUUGGAAUGCAGGCGAACCGGGCGGAAGCGACCCCCGUAAUCGGUCGAAGCGCCCCUGCGCCGUCGGACACCAGAGGGAAGCACCGGAUCUCGGCGGAGGUCAAGCGAUUGGAGCAAGAAUCUCGAUCCCUGGAAGAAGAGCUCCAACAGCUUGAGAAAACAGAGAAACUGUCUGCUGGACUGCAAGAAUUUCUGCUCAAAGUAGAGAGCAUUCCAGACCCUCUACUCCCAGAAACAACAGGACCUGCAAACACAUCUUGGGAUCGCUGGUUCGAGGGACCUCAAGAUACGCAAGGUUGCAGAUGCUGGAUACUCUGAUUCAAAUUGAAAGGGGAGGUAACAUGAUCUUUUGUUAUUUACACUGUUGACACGAUAUCAAUGGAAGAUAUGUUGGAAAUACAAAUCUGUUUCCAGAUUGAGCAUUAUUAUGUACUUUGCAGUUUCAGAGAUUUUUCCUAGAAAUGUUUGUGACAUUUUUUCAAUUCGUACUAGACUCUUAGCCUCUUAAAGAGUCACAUAUUUCUCCCUGCAGUGUCGGAGUUGUCUGCCUUACCCAUAUUUCCUGGGUUUCAAUUUUUGUGGUGCUGAAUUGACAGAACAAAGAUUUUCCAAGUCA